This is a messenger RNA of Cricetulus griseus (Chinese hamster), 1635 nucleotides long. Lineage: Eukaryota; Metazoa; Chordata; Mammalia; Rodentia; Cricetidae. The record is from RefSeq and is a predicted model, not a curated record.
AUGCGUAUGUGUGAUGCGCCUAGGGUGCACUUGUUUGUGGAGAUUUUAAAGAAAAUAUUCUAUGAUGAGUCCUCUGAGACAUGCAUGUCUGUCACCUGUCAAUUCAAGGAAUUCAGCUGUUGGGGCCAUGCAAGCCGCUAUAUUCAUAACUCCUGGUGUUGUGACAGGCAGACAGACUGUGAGAAUGGCUCAGAUGAACAAGGCUGUGCCCCCAAGACAUGCUUCCAGUUUGAGUUUCGUUGCCAGAAUGGCAAGCGCAUCUCUCAGAAGUUUGUGUGUGACCAGGACCAAGAUUGCCUGGAUGGCUCUGACGAGGUCCACUGCCAGGCCGCCACUUGUGGGCCCACUCAUUUCCAUUGCAACUCCUCUGCCUGUAUCCCCAGCUUGUGGGCUUGUGACAGGGAUGAUGACUGCGAGGAUGGCUCCGAUGAGUGGCCACAGAACUGUGGGGGCCGCGACACUGCCUCUGCCUGGAGUAGCAGCCCCUGUCCCUCUCUGGAGUUUCACUGUGGUAGCAGUGAAUGCAUUCAUCGCAGCUGGGUCUGCUCGGAUGAGCCCAUUAAGGACUGCAGGACCAAGGAGUGCUUGAACAACAAUGGUGGCUGUUCUCACAUCUACAAGGACCUCAAGAUUGGCAACGAGUGCUUGUGUCCCAAUGGCUUCCAGCUGGUGGAUCAGCACAGGUGUGAAGACACUGAUGAAUGUCAGGAGCCGGACACCUGCAACCAGCUCUGUGUGAACCUUGAAGGCAGCUACAAGUGCGAGUGCCGGGCCGGAUUCCACAUGAACCCUCACACCAGGGUCUGCAAGGCUGUGGGCUCCAUAGCCUAUCUGCUCUUCACUAAUCGCCACGAGGUAUGGAAGAUGACCCUGGAUAUCAGCGAGUACACCUGCCUGAUACCCAACCUGAAGAACUUGGUGGCCCUGGACACUGAAAUGGCCAACAAUAGAAUCUACUGGUCUGACCUAUCCCAGGGAAAGAUCUAUAGCGCCCUGAUGGACCAAGCACCUAGCUUGUCUUACGACACCAUCAAUGGUCUGGCUGUAGACUGGAUCCAUGGCAACAUCUAUUGGACAGAUUCAGUUCCAGGCAGUGUUUCUAUGGCUGACACCAAAGAUGUAAGGAGAAGGACACUGUUCCAAGAGAAAGGGUCCAGACCCAGAGACAUUGUGGUGGGCCCUGUGCAUGGCUUCAUGUACUUGACAGAUUGGGAGACAUCUGCCAAGAUCAAUAAAGGAGGGCUGAAUGAUGUAGACAUUUACUUGCUGGUGACUGAGGACAUCCAGUGGCCAAAUGGCAUCACAGUAGAUAUUCCCAGUGGCUGCCUCUAUUGGGUUGAUUCCAAACUCCACUCUAUCUCCAGCAUUGAUGUCAAUGGGGGCAAUAGGAAGACCAUUUUGGAAGAUGAGAAGCAGCUGGCCCACCCCUUCUCCUUGGCCAUGUAUGAGGACAAAGUAUUUUGGACAGAUGUCAUAAAGGAAGCCAUUUUCAGUGCCAAUUGCCUCACAGGUUCAGAUGUUAAUUUGGUGGCUGAAGACCUCUUGUCCCCAGAGGACAUUGUCCUGUUCCACAACAUCACAUAGCCUAGAUGGGUAAACUGGUAUGAGAGAAUAGCCCUCCCCAUACAUACAUAA